ACAAAUUUGUAACAAGGAGGCAAUAUUAUUAUCGUUUUAUCAUAAACUUUAAUGCUUAAGAUUUGUUUUUAUUGACCAUGUUUUAUUUGUCAUAUUUAACAAAACUUUCAAUUUUCUAAGCUACUUCGAAGCUAUGUAAAAAUGUGCCAUAUUCCAAAUAAGUGUAAGGACUUUUAUUUUGGUGGAAAAUGAAUCUACUGGAGAAAAAUGAGCCCAAAUGAGCCAGAAUUUAAGUUAAAUAUUAAUUAAUGUUGUUCUAAAUGUUUAUGAGCACUUUAUGAAGUGUUUAUGUCAUAUGUAAAGGCUGUGUUAUGUAAACACCAUUUCUGCAAAGUAUUAUCAAAAGUGGCUUAAACACAUUACAAAUGUUGGAACAGCAAUCAGUUCGGAUAAAAAUAUUCCAAACUUGGACACAAAACAUAUUUUAUUAAAUAAAAAUAAAUAAAUUAUGAUCUUGUUGUUGAGGGUUUUUGUGUGUGAAAAUCAGCCAUGUUCUCUCUCCUGGCUCGAGAACUCAACGUGACGUCGCAUCCCGUUGGCAACGCUCGAGCAGCACGGAAACAGGGUCGUUGUCGUCCAAUCAUAGACAGGGGAAGUGAAACACAAGGAGCUGGUUGGCUGCGACUGGCGCGAAAUGACCAUGUGGUCACGGGCUUUGGCGCGAAAAUCUCUCUCACACUCACUCUCUGUGGGCUCUGCAGCUUUGUGUUCGGCGCUGAGGGAGGAAAGAGACGUUUUAUUUGGUUAUAACGUUAUAAUAAACAACCUGCUGUAAAAAUGGACAUUGUGGAGCCUGCGGUGGAAAACGCUGGACAAAUGGUGAAGGAUGAGUUAGCCGAGAAGUGUCAGAAGUUAUUCCAAGCGUUUCUGGAAGAGUUUCAGAACAGCGAUGGUGAGUUGAAGUAUUUGCGUGACACAGAAGAGCUGAUCCGUCCGGAGCGCAACACGCUCCUGGUGAGCUUCACUGACCUGGAGGGAUUUAACCAAGAACUGGCAACCAUCAUCCAGGAGGAGUUCUACAGAAUCUAUCCCUACCUGUGCCGUGCCGUGCGUAACUUUGCCCGGGAUCAUGGGAACGUUCCUGUUACUAAAGAGUUCUACGUGGCCAUUCAGGAUCUGCCAACCAGGCACAAGAUCCGUGAGCUAACUGCGCUGCGUAUCGGCUCUCUGGUGCGCAUCAGCGGGCAGGUGGUACGCACACACCCGGUGCACCCCGAGCUGGUGAGUGGAACCUUCCUGUGCCUGGACUGCCAGAGCGUCAUCAAAGACGUGGAGCAGCAGUUUAAAUACACGCAACCCAGCAUCUGCCGUAACCCAGUGUGCAACAACCGACGCCGCUUCCUGCUCGACACCAACAAGUCCAAGUUCAUCGACUUCCAAAAGGUGCGAAUCCAGGAGACACAGGCCGAGCUGCCACGAGGAUCCAUCCCGCGGAGCGUAGAGGUGAUCCUGAGAGCCGAAGCGGUGGAGUCGGCGCAGGCUGGAGAUAAGUGCGACUUCAUUGGCUGCCUCAUCGUCGUUCCUGACGUGUCCCAGCUCGCAACGCCAGGUGUGCGAGCAGAGACUGGGUCUCGCACGGCUGGAGCUCAGGGUUACGAGAAUGAGGGCGUGCGUGGUCUAAAAGCACUCGGAGUCCGAGAACUCUCGUACAGAUUGGCUUUCCUGGCCUGCCAUGUGGCACCGACCAAUCCCAGGUUUGGUGGGAAGGAGAUCCGCGAUGAGGAGCAGACAGCCGAGAGCAUUAAGAACCAGAUGUCGGUGAAGGAGUGGGAUAAAGUGUUCGAGAUGAGCCAGGACAAGAACCUGUACCAUAACCUGUGCACAAGCCUCUUCCCCACCAUCCACGGCAACGAUGAGGUGAAGCGCGGCAUCCUGCUCAUGCUCUUUGGUGGUGUCCCGAAGACCACCAUGGAGGGCACAUCUCUGAGGGGGGACAUCAACGUGUGCAUUGUGGGAGAUCCCAGUACAGCCAAGAGCCAGUUUCUCAAGCACGUGGAGGAGUUCAGCCCGCGUGCCGUGUACACCAGCGGGAAAGCGUCCAGCGCUGCAGGUCUCACCGCCGCUGUAGUCAGAGAUGAAGAGUCACAUGAGUUUGUCAUCGAGGCUGGAGCUCUCAUGCUGGCUGACAACGGUGUGUGCUGCAUUGAUGAGUUUGACAAAAUGGAGAUGAGAGAUCAGGUGGCCAUCCAUGAGGCCAUGGAGCAGCAGACUAUCUCCAUCACCAAAGCUGGGGUCAAGGCCACACUGAACGCCCGAACGUCCAUCUUGGCUGCAGCGAACCCUGUGAGCGGCCGCUACGACCGCUCCAAAUCGCUCAAGCAGAACAUCAACCUAACCGCGCCUAUCAUGUCCCGCUUCGACCUCUUCUUUAUCCUGGUGGAUGACUGCAACGAGGUGACCGAUUAUGCCAUAGCCAGGCGCAUCGUGGACCUGCACUCCAGGAUCGAGAACUCCAUCGAGCGUCUGUACACUCUGGACGAGAUCCGGAGAUACCUGCUGUUCGCCCGCCAGUUUAAACCGAAGAUCUCUAAAGAGUCGGAGGAUUUUAUUGUGGAGCAGUACAAGCGCCUGAGACAGAGGGACGGCUCCGGCGUCACCAAAUCGUCCUGGAGGAUCACCGUGCGCCAGCUGGAGAGCAUGAUCCGCCUGUCUGAGAGCAUGGCCCGCAUGCACUGCUGCGAUGAGGUGCAGCCCAAACAUGUGAAAGAGGCCUUCAGGCUGCUCAACAAGUCCAUCAUCAGGGUGGAGACGCCUGACAUCAACCUGGACCAAGAGGAAGAUGAGGCCAUGGAGGAGGAAGAAGAGAACCGGGUGAACGGCCACGACGUGCCCAACGGCCACGUGGACGCUCCCGUGAAUGGUCACGAGCAUGCUGACGGGGUCAACGGUGAAAACCACAACGGCAAACCGUCAUUGCGUCUGUCCUUCUCCGAGUACAAGCGCAUCUCCAACCUCAUAGUGCUGCACCUGCGUCGUGCUGAGGAAGAUGAGGAGGAAGAAGCCUUGAAGAAGAGCGCAGUGGUGAAUUGGUACCUGAAGGAGAUCGAGUCUGAGAUCGACUCUGAGAUGGAGCUCAUCAGCAAGAAGGCCAUGAUUGAGAAGGUCAUCCACAGACUCGUGCAUUAUGACUACAUCCUAAUCGAACUGUCGCAGUCGGGCCUGAAAGGCUCCGCCGAGUCCAGCGUAGCCGAAAAGCAGGAAGACGACGUCACACUGGUCGUGAAUCCUAACUACACACUGGACGAUUAAACUUUUCAACAUGUGUAACGUUUAAAAAAUGGGUCCUGAUUGACUGGUACUGGACGAAGGCUUGGAUCAGGAUAAGGUUCAGGUGAUUUUCCUGAAGCUCGGCUGCUGGGAAAAUGUGCUUUCAGCACCGUGUGUGCGUAGACCUUCAGACCCUCAAAAUGCCAUAAGAAAAGAUGCCUCUGUGCAAAACUUGUAAAUAAGUUUCUGGAUUUUUUGUUUUAAGGAUGAAUGUUACUAGUGAUUUUGUUGCUCUUUUUUGUUUUUUAUCAUGAAGCAAGAACUCCGUAUGAAAAUGUUUUAUUGUCUGCAUUUUGUUCAAAAUAUAAUAAACUAAAAAAAAAAUUCUGUAAUAUUUCUUAAGUUGGUUACAUUUGUACCACCAAAAAUAUUAUCUUGUUAGAUGUUUCCAUUUUUUAAAAAAAACUUCACAUUGUGUCUGCAAAUUGUGUAAAGCGUCCAGGGCUGAAAGUCUCGUAAA
Molecule: messenger RNA, 3727 nt
Organism: Ictalurus furcatus (blue catfish)
Lineage: Eukaryota; Metazoa; Chordata; Actinopteri; Siluriformes; Ictaluridae
Gene: mcm6
Product: minichromosome maintenance complex component 6
Exons: 17
Coding region: 778-3249 (823 amino acids)
Biological process (GO): DNA replication initiation; mitotic DNA replication; double-strand break repair via break-induced replication
Cellular component (GO): nucleus; MCM complex
Molecular function (GO): single-stranded 3'-5' DNA helicase activity; ATP binding; single-stranded DNA binding
Source: RefSeq, a predicted model, not a curated record